Messenger RNA from Caenorhabditis bovis, 1446 nucleotides. NCBI's taxonomy places the organism in Eukaryota, Metazoa, Nematoda, Chromadorea, Rhabditida, Rhabditidae. The record is from the annotation of a GenBank genome assembly.
AUGGUGGUACGUGGGCGGCUGGUGUUCUACUGUAAUAUCGAAUACCAUCACAAGUGGUCCACUCAAAUGGAUGAACGAAACAAUUUGCAGUUCAAUUUGGGUUUUAAACUUUCGCCGGACCAAGCUGAAUGCCUGCUAUGGAUCAUCGGACUCCAUGCAUCAAAACACCUGGAUUUGCAAAUUCGGGCACUUCGCGAACUCGAACUGAAUCCGGAAUUGAAACUAACAGAGCUCACGGACCGAUUGGAUCAAGUUAUCUCACUUCGCGCCGACGCAGACUUUAUCGGAAGUGGAUCUCACGACAUCCACGCCAUUCGCCGACAAGCCAACAAACCCAAGCCUAAAUUCCAAGGAGGAUCACGACCAAAGAACGCGAGAACUCCGACUUCUCCGCGCACUUCUGCAACAUCACCACCGUCGCCGUGCUCGAGAUGUGGGGAUCACACUGGAGACGGGAUUGCAAGCUGCCACACGAAACAAUCUGCCACAGCGGUCACAAGACGGGACAUCUCUCGAAAGGACACUAUCGAUAAGUGUACAGCGGAGGUGGUUUUAUCGGAGCAGUUAUAUCACAUCGGAAUUGAACGCGCGAAAACAUUGGAGCCGAGGAACUCGGACUAUACACCAUUCGCCGACUACGAUCAUCUUCGUGACGAAAUGGAAGAACAGCAAGCGCAACGAGAGAAAACGGAACGCGACGUAAAAGAAGAAAACGACGGAAGAGAUGAAGAUUAUUUCGAAUUCAAAGAGGGAUUCGAGAAUCUUAUUGGGAGUCAGAUCCAGUGCAAUACGACUAAGAUGUACUACUUGAAGUCUUCAUUGUGUGGAGAAGCAGCCGAGCUGGUGAAGACAUUACGAUCAACGGUGAGCAACUACCUGAUCGCAUGGAGCAUCCUAGACGAUCAAUACGGCGGUCAAACGCGUCUACAGCAAACCCUCUUCAGGAGAAUUAGAGAGCUGCCAGUGCUCGGAAACAGCUACCAACCGAGCGAUUUACACCAUUUUUACAUUCGGACAGUGACCACGAUUCGACAGCUUGCCUCAUUUGGUUGCGAUAUGAACAACAUGACAACCGCAUCUCUUAUUGAGGCAAAGCUCCCAAAAAAGAUAAUCCAAAAGUUGUACGCGAACCCGCGUAGUCAACCAGCGGAUGCGGAACGACUUCUGGAGAUGAUACGCGACAUAUCGCAAACGGAAAGCUUAGUGGCGGCGAUCGUGAAUGAACGAGCGGAGGAACCAGUGACAACAAUGGCAACACUACACCAAGGAUCGCAGAAAGGACCGAUGCAGAGAAUUGGAUUUGUGCUAUCAAUGUCUGAGAGGAGGCCAUCGGGCAACGACUUGCCCGGAUCGCUGCAAGCGCUGUCGAGGAAGGCACCAUCAGUCGAUGUGCCAUCGUAUGCGGGACGAAGGAGCCAUAGGAUUUCGAAGGAACGAUGGGCGUAA